AGGCACAGCCGCUGAGGCUUGGUCGGCUCCGCGUAGGGGCUGCAGCCCGCGUCGGAGCCCGGGGGUCAGCGUCCGGCCGUCCGCGCCCUGCCCCUUCCCAGCGCCCGGGCCGACGAAAUGACCAUUAAGAAGUAGAUGCCCAGAUGCAAAAGUGAUGAAACAGUCAAUUUGUCAUAAACUAAGAUGCAACUGUGGCUUUUCAACCAGAUUAGAGCAAAAUUGUAUCUCUUUUUCUCAGAAGAUAAUUCCACAAGAGAAAACAGAAAUGAGAGGAAUCUGGUUUAAAUUGCAGUACAAGGACUUUAGAUUAGCCAUAAAGAGUUUCCAGAAAAUAAAGUACCAGAUAUUGAAGUGAUUUGAUGUCACUAAACCAAAAAAAGCCAUGGUGUUUUGAAGUAUGAUUAAAUUCCUGAUGCUGCAGCAGAGGCUAAGAACAUUAAUGGCCAGAUCUAGUGCUCACAUGGUCUUCUGAAGAAGCCAUGGGUAGCUGUUGUAGCUGUCCAGAUAAAGACACUGUCCCAGAUAACCAUCGGAACAAGUUUAAGGUCAUUAAUGUGGAUGAUGAUGGGAAUGAGUUGGGUUCUGGCAUAAUGGAACUUACAGACACAGAACUGAUUUUAUACACUCGCAAACGUGACUCAGUAAAAUGGCACUACCUCUGCCUGAGACGCUACGGCUAUGAUUCGAAUCUCUUUUCUUUUGAAAGUGGUCGAAGGUGUCAAACUGGACAAGGAAUCUUUGCCUUUAAGUGUGCCCGUGCAGAAGAAUUAUUUAACAUGUUGCAAGAGAUUAUGCAAAAUAAUAGUAUAAAUGUGGUGGAAGAGCCAGUUGUAGAAAGGAAUAAUCUUCAGACAGAAUUGGAAGUCCCCAGAACACCCCGAACCCCUACGACUCCAGGGUUUGCUGCUCAGAACUUACCUAAUGGAUAUCCCCGAUAUCCCUCAUUUGGAGAUGCUUCAUCCCAUCCUUCAAGCAGACAUCCUUCCGUGGGAAGUGCACGCCUACCUUCAGUGGGUGAAGAAUCUACACAUCCUUUGCUUGUGGCUGAGGAACAAGUACAUACCUAUGUUAACACUACAGGCGUGCAAGAAGAGCGGAAAAACCGCUCAAGUGUGCAUGUCCCAUUGGAGGCGAGGAUUUCUAAUGCUGAAAACAGCACACCCAAAGAAGAACCAAGUAGUAUUGAGGACAGGGACCCUCAGAUUCUUCUUGAACCCGAAGGAGUCAAAUUUGUCCUAGGACCAACCCCUGUUCAAAAGCAAUUAAUGGAAAAAGAGAAAUUGGAGCAACUUGGGAGAGAUCAAGUCAGUGGAAGUGGUGCAAAUAACACAGAAUGGGACACUGGGUAUGACAGUGAUGAACGAAGAGAUGUGCCCUCUGUUAACAAACUGGUGUAUGAAAACAUAAACGGGCUAUCUAUCCCCAGUGCCUCAGGGGUCAGGAGAGGUCGUCUGACAUCCACUAGUACCUCAGAUACCCAGAAUAUCAAUAAUUCAGCUCAGAGAAGAACUGCAUUAUUAAACUAUGAAAAUUUACCAUCUUUGCCUCCUGUUUGGGAAGCCCGCAAGCUAAGUAGGGAUGAAGAUGACCAUUUAGGACCAAAGACCCCAUCUCUAAAUGGCUACCAUAAUAAUCUAGAUCCAAUGCAUAACUAUGUAAAUACGGAGAAUGUAACAGUGCCGGCAAGUGCUCACAAAAUAGACUAUUCAAGGCGUCGGGACUGUACACCGACAGUCUUUAACUUUGAUAUCAGACGCCCGAGUUUAGAACACAGGCAGCUCAAUUACAUACAGGUUGACUUGGAAGGUGGCAGUGACUCUGACAACCCUCAGACUCCAAAAACACCUACCACUCCCCUUCCACAAACCCCUACCAGGCGCACAGAGCUGUAUGCUGUGAUAGACAUCGAGAGAACUGCUGCUAUGUCAAAUUUGCAGAAAGCACUGCCACGAGAUGAUGGUACAUCUAGGAAAACUAGACAUAAUAGUACUGAUCUGCCUAUGUGAGCCUGGAAAGCAUUACAUUGUGUGCACCUUUGUGAAGUUUUUAAAGAUGAAGAUGCAAGUGCUUCAUUUUCAUUUCUAAACACUAACUCCUUUUAUAAACUGAUAAAAAAAUUUUUUCUGAAUAUUUCAUGUGCUUCUUUAAAGGGAAUUAAUGUAGAGCAGGUACUCAUAAAGAACACUAAUUUCAUUAUAUACUUCUCAUUAUUGUACAGCAGCAUUCCCAUUUUCACAGUGCCUAUUUAAAAUGAAAGUUGAAGUGAGUGACAUGUUGGUUGAUUUUUAUCAAUAUUCUGGACUUAUGCAUAUCAUGUCUAAGUCAUGGUUGGCAUUUUAAACAUUUUAUACAGACUCUUGAUAAUGUGCAUUGCUAACAGGUAACUCUAGGCUUUGAAAGUAAUAAUCUGUAGAUUCACUAUUCAUGGUAUGUGGCCUCCAGCAUGUAACAUGAGGAAUCUUUUACUUCAUUAAUUAUAGACUUUUUGACUUGAGCCAAAACAUUAUGUUAAGGAAAUAGAAGUUCCACACCUCCUGCUAUACCAGUCAGUUCCUUUGCCUGCAGUGGUAUUAAAAAGUACUAUGUCGUGAAUAUGCUGUUGGUGUGUUGAAAGGCAGGGAGGAGACUAGAUUUUCUGUUUACUCAUCUCAUGAUGUCAUUUGAAGGGCAUGCCUAAAUAACUUAAUCAGAAUUAAAAUAGGCUCAAGAAUCAGUCUCAGGUCACUUUACCCCCCCAAAAAAAUUGAAAAUCUGAAUCUUAAAAGGUUCUCACCAAUAGAUGAUUACCAAUAACAUUGUUUUCUGGAGGCAUUUGUGCCAUUAGGUUUCUAUUUACCUUCAGUUUUUUUCUUUGGUGUUUGGGAUGUCUUACUUUGUUGCUUAAUGUCUUUUUCAACUUAAAAUGUUUGAGUUUGUAUAUAGUUUUGCAAUUGGAUUAUGUGUUCAUUGUUGUUUAGUUUGCAUUUUUGUCAAAUUGUGAUUUUGAAGGUUCAUUUGGAACUUACUGUUAUUUUAUAACAGGGUUGCCCUUGUCCAGUAUUUAUUUAUGUGCUGUUUACUUUUCAAGUUGAUAAAAGCAUUCUCUCAAUUUUUAAAUUCACGUGUGUCCAUAGGUGAUCUCUUUAGCAGCUGAGAAAAAAAAAAAAAGGAAGCUACUUUUCACAUGCAAAGUUCCCUGAAGGUACUUUCGUCUCUGUGGGCACUCUCCCCAGCACUUUAGCGGUAAUUCCCUCAGUCACGUGGCUGCGUUCACACUCUACCCGCUGCGGUGCUCCUAGACUCUGCUGUCCUUCACCCAUAGCUGGACCUUUAAUUACUCUUUGAUGUCAAUAGAAUGUUAAGAUUGUUGCCAGCAUAGCAGGUACAGUGGAAGUCUUGUAGCAAUGAGAUUGUGUCAUAAUUUAGGGUUUAAAAUGAAUUGAAGUUUAUAUGAACUGAUGGGAUUCCAUAUAUCUGACUCUUGGAAAAUCAAGAAUGUUCCCAUUUCCCAAAUGCUAGAGAAGACAAGAGAAGGUAGAGUGAAAAGAAGGGCAGGUAAUCUUGUGAAAUAUUUUGCUGUUUUCUCUAAAUAUGAGGAAGUUUGAGAUUAUGAUCUGGAUCUACCAGAUAUAAUUAAGGUUAAGUUAGCAUGAAAAGUUUCAGUCAUAUAGCAUCCAACUUUCAGUAAAUAGCUUAAUUAUAGGAUGGUAGGUGGAUUAGCAGAACAAUAGAGUGGGACCAUUAUAAAGAAAAUAAAUUAUUAAAGAUGUCUUUAUCAUUUUCAGUGCCAUUCGUUUAUGUGCAUAGCAGAAUUUUUUUUCCUGUGAACUUGGUGCUUACUAAAGUGUUCACUAUUCUCUAAAAAGAGAGCAAAGGUAUAGGUUUUGGAGUUUCCAUUUUUAACAUAUUGUUCCAUUUAUGCUUUCUUCUGAGUAGAUUGCUAAUUGUGCCAAAUUUAUGUGAUGAUAUUUAUAAUGUGGAAUUAAGAAUUAGGAUGAAACCAGUACAUAUGUUUUUUUUCUGGGAAAAAAAAAAAAAGCAGUCAAGACAGAACAUUGACCUCCAAAUGAAAGGGCUGACCUGUUUAUUCAUUUUGGAGAUUGGAUAUUUUAUUUUCUUCUUUUCCUCAUUCUUUUCAUUUCCCCCUCCAGAGUCUAAUUAAUUUUUAAACUUUUUAGGUAACUCCAGUAUAAUCACUACAGUUUAUGCUUUAAAUACUAUGUGCUUUAAAAAUGAAAAUGGGACCAAUUUGUCUGCUAAGAAUUUGAAUUUAGGUACUAUGAGUAUUAGGAAAAUAUGUACAACUGGUGUUAAUUUCUAGAUGCCUUCUGGAAAUCACCUUUGUUCCUAUUUAAUAAAAAAGUAAUGUAGAAUACUACUUGUCCUUUGCAGUAGUUUAGUAGUGGGCAUUAAGCUCUGUCCUGGAAGAAUGUACCUAUUACUAGGUACAUUUUAGAAUGAGAUAUUUUUAUUGGCAUAUGAUUGUGGCCAUAUGUUUCAGAUUUUCUGAGACAGACCUAAUUUUAGAUAUAUUGUUUUGUUGAUAGACCAUGUGAUCCCACAUUUUGGUUUUGAAAUAUAAUCUUUGUUCAUAUGUUUUUCCCCCAAAUAGAAUCCUCUUUUGUCCAUAUAGAGCAUAACAGCCUUUAUCGCACACCAGGGUUGGAAACUGAUAUGGGUAUAUUACCUGUGUUUUCUCUCUUAGUGUAUUUCAUUUCCCAGUUUCAUCUUUAAAAAUGAAAAUAUGGUGCCUUCCCUCCCUCCAAGAAGAUUGGCAAAUAGUUCCUUUUAUUUACUGCUGCUGUGGAGUGAUGAGAUAUGCACUUUACUCUUGAAGACUCAGCAAAAAGCUUUUCACUUCCCAGUAUAUCCAGAAAAGAUCACACUUGGGACUUUGAAAAUUUGCCAAGCAAUCUUUGUUUAUAUAUAUAUAUAUAUAUAUAUAUAUUAAUGUUGACCCCACAAUUCAAUGUUUUAAGUCAAGCUAGUGUUUGUUUAUCCCUCCCCUCCUCUACAAAAAAAAAAUUGUGGCACAACAUAUAAAAAUGUACCUCAAUAAUGUUCUAUUCAAAAUGGGACAGGGGCCUUAUGUUUUCAUAAUUUUUCAAUAAUGUGCCACCACCAUAUUUUUGCCUCAAGGUAAAGGUUUUAACAAGCUAAAAAGUACUUCCCACUUCUUCCUGUGCUGUUCCUAACCUAUAGCGCCCAAGUGUUUUGUGCAAUGUGUAGUGUGUAUGUGUAAAAACACGUACAUGCAUACAUAUACAAUAUAGAUGUGUAUCUCUUUGGAAUAGAUAUACCAUCAGACUAAUCCAGAAGUAACUAAUGUAUUGGCAUCUCACUCAUAUUUCUGAUAUGUGAGGUAUAUGGUACUAAUUACCUUUCCCUGAUGUUUGCCAAAUUUGAAUAAAGGCAUUGGUACGAAUUUACAGAAUGUAUAGAAAAUGUUUUUUGGCUUGAAAAAUUAACAAAUACUCUGAAAUGCGACAGUAUACUCCGCCCAAACCAGCACCGUAUCUACUUUUCCUUUUCUUUACAUCCCUAUUCCCUAUCCUUACUUCCUCAUUUUGGGGGGUAUAACAAUUCUUUUGUAGCAUCAUUACAAUUGCAAUUCUAUGAUAAUUGGACAAUAAGAGCAUGGAAAUGGACUGGUAUUAAUAGUACAGUAGUCACCGGUGUGCCACAUUUGCAUUAGUAAAUGCAAAAUAUACAUUUUAUAAAGGACAAAUUUUGUGUUAUGUUUUUAUUUGCAUUACAUUGUAUAAUAUUGUAAGAUUAUUGUAUGUCCUAAUUUACAUUAUAAAUGUUUUUUUCCUACAUAAAGGCAUAAAUAUAGCAACUUUGUAUAAAGGUAGCUUAUUAGAUUUUUAAUUUUUUCUUUUAUAAAAAAUUGUCUAACAGUGGGACUACCAUUGCCAAAUUGUAUAUGAAAUAUGAAUUUUACCCCCUAUGGUUAAUUUCUUUUAUAAACAUUCCAUAUUUCUCUAAUAAAAGACAAAAGUGAUACUGUACUAUGCAUAAAUUGUAUUUUAAUGCUGUUUCCUAUCAGCAUUUAAAAUUCUGGUUUGCAUUUUUAAUAUUGGCAAAAUUUACCACUGUUGAUUAAAACCUUGUUGUAUAUGUAACAACAUCUUUUACCUUCUAUACCUCCCUAUCCUUUGUUCUCUAUUUCUCCCUAUCAGUGCCAACUUCAUACAUUUUGUAGCAUGGCAAUAAAAUAUAACUUUUACACUAAGGCCGAGUGUGGCUUUUUGGAGGAAGUGGAGAUGGGAGGAUUGCCCUCUAGUUGUUCCUUGCAUCUGAUUAUUUUUGCCAUAUAAGCCAUGUCUCCAGGCAUGAGACGUUAUCUUAUAUAUGGUGUAAACAUGCUUUUAAGGACAAGUGUGAAUGUGCUUUUGAGCUUAAUUUUUGUCAUAACAGAUAAGAACUAAUUUUUUAUCUUUGGAAAAGUCAGAGUUCUUGAAUACAAUCAAACCUUUAUUAACUGGAGUACUUAAAGAAUAAGCUAGUAAUUGAAUAUAGUUCAACAAGGGCUAAGCAACACAUUUUUAAAAUCUUAUUUAUUGUAGAGUGUUACUAUACUGACCGAAAAAAAUAUAUGUAAAAUAUGGUUUAAUCUUAGAUGAUUUAGGAUCUUUCAAUGCCUUACUACUGUCAUUCUGGCAUAAAUUUCUAUGAUGAGGUACUCAAGUUGAUACUGGAAGCUGAGCUGACUAUACACUGACCUUAAGCAUUCAUGAAAAACUGCUAUGUUGAAUAAAAUCUGAUUGGCGUUCUUAUGGUUACUCUCCCCUUAUUGCUGAAAGUAGAUUGCAAUAAAACCCCAAUAAAAGUUUGGUUGGA
Messenger RNA from Talpa occidentalis (Iberian mole), 6822 nucleotides. RefSeq names its product fibroblast growth factor receptor substrate 2 (gene FRS2). Lineage: Eukaryota; Metazoa; Chordata; Mammalia; Eulipotyphla; Talpidae. Gene Ontology annotation, cellular component: cytoplasm; cell-cell junction. The record is from RefSeq and is a predicted model, not a curated record. The coding region runs from base 480 to 2006 and encodes 508 amino acids. The transcript is spliced from 10 exons. Gene Ontology annotation, biological process: cell surface receptor protein tyrosine kinase signaling pathway.